GCGCGCUCCCGGAUCAACAAGUAUCUUCCAUCUACAGUUCUUCUUUCUUUCUUUCUCUCUUGUGGGUUUUUUUUGCACGUUUGCGCGUGUAUUUGAUCGGUAAGGAGUCAGGAAAUUCAUUCCAGCAUGAAGAACAAGCGAAGAUAAGUGUUAAAGUGAAGAGUUGGAGAAUAAAAGCGUCAAAAAAAAGGCAAAAGAAACGCCGAAGUUUGGAGGACCGUUAUGCCCCGUUAGGAGAUUUAUUAACGCACGAGCCGAAGAGAACUUUGGAGUUUAUUUUUUCUUCUUCACGGAUUUUUCUUCGGUUCCCUUUUCAUUUUUUUUGGUCCAUCUUGUGGUGUGCAUGGGUUGUCGGUAAGAUCGCGCGCGCUCCGCGGGAUGGGAGCGAGCCAGGGCAAACAGAGCGGGAGUGAAGGGAAGGGCAGUUCCAGCAUUUCCUCCGACCUGAGUUCAAGUACGGAUCAGACGUCCACCAAAGCUCCGAAGAAUGUGGCUACCAGUGAAGACUCGGACGUGAGUAUGCGCACUCUGAGUACGCCCAGUCCUGCUCUCAUCCUUCCUCGCUCUUCGCCGGCCUUCUUCAAUGGCUCCUCGUUGUCCUUUGCACCUGAGACUGUUGGUCUCACUUACCCUCAGCGUGGUAUGUGCCAAUCCAAAGACCAUCAUCAGGGGGCACCUAUCGACAUGCUGCCUGACCACGCCUUUCUGCAGAUCUUCGCCCAUCUACCCACCAACCAGCUGUGCCGUUGCGCCCGCGUAUGCCGACGAUGGUAUAACCUGGCGUGGGACCCCCGGCUCUGGAGGACAGUGCGUCUGACUGGUGAUGUGGCACACGUGGACCGGGCGUUGCGGGUGCUUACGCGUCGUCUAUGUCAGGAUACACCAAACGUAUGUUUAACCGUGGAGAUGGUGGUGUUGAAUGGCUGUCGCAGACUUACCGACCGUGGCCUUUACACGGUAGCACAGUGCUGCCUCGAGCUGCGGCGCCUCGAUCUGGCCGGCUGCUACAACGUGUCCAAUGAGGCUGUGUUCGAAGUUGUCUCACGAUGCCCUAACCUGGAGCACCUGGAUGUCUCAGGAUGCUCGAAGGUGACGUGCAUCAGUCUGACACGUGAAGCAUCCAUCAAACUUUCACCUCUCCACGGCCAGCAGAUCUCCAUCCGCUACCUGGACAUGAGCGAUUGCUUUGCUCUGGAGGACGAGGGUCUGCACAUCAUCGCGGCUCACUGCACACAGCUCACGCACCUGUAUCUGCGCCGCUGCGUGCGCCUGACCGAUGAGGGUCUGCGUUUCCUCAUCAUCUACUGCCCGGUGGUGCGUGAGCUGAGCGUUAGUGACUGCCGCUUCAUCAGCGACUUCGGGCUGCGCGAGAUCGCCAAGCUGGAGGGUCACCUGCGCUACCUGAGCAUAGCUCACUGCGUCCGCAUCACUGACGUCGGAGUGCGCUACAUCGCUAAGUACUGCUCCAGGUUACGUUAUCUGAACGCCCGAGGCUGCGAGGGCCUCACGGACCACGGCAUCGAGCACCUGGCCAAGAGCUGUCCCAAGCUCAAGAGCCUGGACAUCGGGAAGUGCCCGCUGGUGUCGGAUGCCGGGUUGGAGGUACUCGCACUCAAUUGCUUCAAUCUGAAGCGCCUGAGCCUGAAGGCAUGCGAGAGCAUCACGGGCCGCGGGCUACAGGUGGUGGCGGCCAACUGUUUCGACCUGCAGCUGCUUAACGUGCAGGACUGCGAUGUGUCGCUCGACGCUCUGCGCUUCGUCAAGCGCCACUGCAAGCGAUGCAUCAUCGAACACACCAACCCCGCCUUCUUCUGAAAGCUACCCAAAAUUGACAGACUGAUACACAAGAACAUGUCCGUUUUUUUUCUUUUUUAUUUUUUAUAAAAUCUCCAUGCAGCUAUGACGACAAUCUCAUAUACAUCCUGCUAACAAGCUCUGUUUCUAUUCAUUGUUAGCAAUUCUAGCACUUUGGGGUUCCAGGAAGUAAGGUCUGUAUACACUAAGAUGACGUAUGUACACCGAUCAGGCAUAACAUUAUGACCCCUUACAAGCGAAGUGAAUAAGACUGAUGAUCUCCUCAUCAUGGCACCUGUUAGUGGGUGGGAUAUCUUAGGCAGCAAGUCAACAUUUUGUCCUCAAAGUUGAAAGCAGGAAAAAUGGACAAGCGUAAGGAUUUGAGCCUGAGUUUAACGAAGGACCAAAUUGUGAUGGCUAGACCACUGGAUCAGAGCAUCUCCAAAACUGCAGCUCUUGUGGGGUGUUCCCGGUCUGCAGUGGUCAGUAUCUAUCAAAAAUGGUCCAAGGAAGGAACAGUGAUGAACCGGAGACAGGGUCAUGGGCGGUCAAGGCUCAUUGAUGCACGUGGGGAGAGAAGGCUGGCCCGUGUGAUCCGAUCCAACAGACGAGCUACUGUUGAUCAAACUGCUGAAGACGUUAAUGCUGGUUCUGAUAGAAAGGGGUCAGAACAGUGCAGGACCAACACAAAAUUAGGCAUGCGGUCAUAAUGUUAUGCCAGAUCGGUGAACAUCUACUUGCCAAAGCUCGAUCAGAUCAUCUUGAUUACUCUCACUACAGAUCUCUGGAUUGAAUAUUAACAGAAUUAGCUUAAUGUAUGCAGACCUUCAGAGAUUUUCUAUGCAAAGGUUCCUCCUUACCGCAAAUGUAGUCCGUCAGCGAGAGAUGUGGUUGCUUUCUGGUAUUUAGUUUCACACUGAAACUCUUCAGCUAACGAUAUUCAGUCAUGCUGCUGUGGUUGAGGACACAGUGUGACUUAGCGAUUAGCAAACAUUGUGGAGAUGAAUUCCGGGAAACUCUGGCGGCCAUUUUGUGAUCGUUUACCCUUCGAAAGGUUUACCUCAGAAAAGUCUGAAGGUAGCAUUUACCACAGAAAAAAGGUCUAGAUGUUGAAAACUUUCUGCUGUUCAACACAUUUAUUCAUUAAUUAUGAAUAUUUAUGUAAAUUAGCUUCAUGGCUCCAAUCCAAAACACCAAACACAUCUUUCCACAUCGACUACAUUUACAGAAGCAGGAACCUGAAACUGGGUACAAUUUGUUUUCUUUCUUACUCUCGACACAUUUUAUAAUAUGUUCUGUUUUGAUUUUUUAAAGCAAGGACUGUUUUUUUUUUAUGUGUUUAACCCAUAUUUAUGCUUGGUCUGUAUUUUCUCAUACCUUCUUCAUCCCGUUAAUUAUAUUACAGCGCUCGUGUACAGAUGUGGGUUUUUUUUUAUUAUUAUUAUUUUUGGAAAAGGGACAUUUUUGAAGCAAAUAAACAUCAGACACGUUUCCUUUUGAGACACAGGA
This is a messenger RNA of Hemibagrus wyckioides, 3303 nucleotides long. RefSeq names its product F-box and leucine-rich repeat protein 7 (gene fbxl7). The record is from RefSeq and is a predicted model, not a curated record. Gene Ontology annotation, cellular component: SCF ubiquitin ligase complex. The coding region runs from base 379 to 1815 and encodes 478 amino acids. Lineage: Eukaryota; Metazoa; Chordata; Actinopteri; Siluriformes; Bagridae. Gene Ontology annotation, biological process: SCF-dependent proteasomal ubiquitin-dependent protein catabolic process. Gene Ontology annotation, molecular function: protein binding. The transcript has 4 exons.